CGCGGCUGGGCCUUGCUGGGGGCGCUCCCGCGGGCGCCGGGAGACCCCCUCGCGUGGUGGGGAUCCGAGCCUGUGCCUGCGCCGGGCUGACCCAGGCCCGGCUUCAGGCUGCAUCACGGAUCACGUGUCUCUUUCAGCGUUUCCUGUGGGCGGGUCUACAUUUUCACCAGGGCGGGGUCAGGCGAGAAUUCUUUCAGGGCAGUGGCCGUUGGGAUUCGAAAAGGGGAAAGCUUUAAAAUACAAACCGUCCCCGUUGCUUGGCGCACGUACACAGGUGAAUAAACAAAAGAGAAAUGAAUGCUAUCUGCAGCCUAAAGAUAGCUGGUAGGAACUGCAUUUUAUUUCGCUUAACUUCUUUGGCCAGUCAUCAAACAAAGUGCAAUAAUCUUUAUAGGUCUUCAGUUGAAGCUUUGAAUGGACAUCGCCAGAUUCAAAGAAGUCACAUAGUGGAUAAAUGGAAGCGACUAGAUAUAAGUAGCAACACCAGCUAUUGUUUUAUGAUUGGAAGCUCUAACUUCUACAGAAAAUUUAUUAAUAAAAGCCAAAGAUGUUUUUUGAAUGCCAAGAAUAUAGAAGAGUGCACAAACAUACUCAGUAGCUGUAGAAGUCCUUGUUUCCUAACCUCUCAGCCGUUAGUGGAAGAGCUUGCAUUAUUUCAAAGUCUUGCUCCAGUUCAGUCCCCAAAUCGCGUUCCUGCUUGGGAUGUUCAGAUCAUCAGGCUUUUUCACACAUCAUCAUCAUUUCAGGCUGCUCCAGUGCCUCUAUUGUGGAUUAUUCUUAAACCGGCUCAGAAGCUAUUUGCUAUCAUUCUUGGAAGGAGCAUCAGAAAAUGGUGGAAGGCACUGCCUCCUAACAAACGGGAACUUUUUAAAGAAAGUGCAAGAAAAAACAAAUGGAAGAUAGUUGUGGGUCUGUGUAGCUUUGUGGUUUUAUUUAUUAUGUUUUAUUUUACUCACUUGGAGGAGACACCAAUCACUGGGCGUGCUCGACUGUUGGUAUUUGGGAAGGAACAUUUUAGGGAAUUGUCCCAGAUGGAGUAUGAUAUGUGGAUGGAACAGUUUAAAAAUGAGAUGUUAUCUGAGACAGACCCUCGCUAUCAGGUAGUGAAAAAAGUUAUUGGUCAUCUAUCUGAAAGCAACCAGGACGUCCCGCAGGUCUCGGAGUUCAAGUGGGUUAUCCAUGUGGUGGAAGAACCAGGCAUAAAUGCUUUUGUGCUUCCAAAUGGACAAGUAUUUGUUUUCACUGGUUUGCUAAAUGCGGUGUCAGAUAUUCACCAGCUCUCUUUCAUUUUGGGCCAUGAAAUAGCUCAUGCUGUAUUGGGACAUGCAGCAGAGAAAGCCAGUCUGGUACAUUUCUUGGAUUUCCUGUCGCUUAUCUUGCUCACUAUGAUUUGGGCAGUCUGUCCUCGAGAUAGUUUGGCAGUUGUAGGCCAGUGGAUCCAGACCAAGUUGCAGGAGUUUUUAUUUGAUAGGCCAUAUAACAGGACACUGGAGGCUGAAGCUGACAAAGUUGGACUUCAGUUUGCUGCAAAGGCUUGUGUGGAUGUAAGAGCAAGCACUGUGUUUUGGCAGCAGAUGGAAUUAGUAGAGACCAUUCAAGGGCAGCGUAAAUUACCAGAAUGGCUCUCCACACACCCUUCUCAUGAAAACAGAGCUGAACACUUGGACCGGCUUAUACCAGAGGCGCUUAAAAUAAGAGAGAGCUGCAAUUGCCCCUCUCUUCCUGGACCAGACCCUCGCCUCAUUUUCAAACUUAACAUGCAGCAUCUUCUGGAAGCAUCUAAGGAUAAAGAAGGCCAGAAUGCUACUGAGCAUGAUCUUGCAAAGCCAAAAGUGGACUUUCCUUCUGCUCAAAAGGAGGAAAAGAUUCCAAUAAAUUUUGCAGUUAAAAAGGAACCGACAAACUGAAGGGAAAAACAUUCACCUGAAAAACUUUACAAACAGUUCACUGAACAGAUUUUUUUCCUGCAAGACUUUUGAUCCUUUUGGGAUGAUAAAAUGGACAGACAGCUACAAAUCAUGUUUGUACUUCCAUGGAGCCGAAAAUCAAUUGUAGGAAACUUAUUUCUCUGUAUCACAAUGUAGAUCAAGCCACCAGUAUUCUGUGUUCCCAAACUUGUGGUGAUCUCCCAGUCAGAGCAAUGAGGAACUCUCCCCACAUACAAGAGAGCAUGUAUUGGAGUUGAGACUUUUAUUCAAGAAGGGAUGCUAAACAUAAAUCACUUCAGUUGUGGGGCAAAAAUCUCUGUACAAUCCAUUCGCACAAAUAGAAAAGAAGCAAUAAAAUGGCCUAAUUGGAUGGUUUUCUGCUGGGAUUUUUCUUAUUUAAUAUCUUUUAAAGGCACUUUAGAAUACGGGUUGUUUCACCAUUUCACUUCAAAGCAAUCCAAAAGGUUUGUGCAGAAUUGUAUUGAAAAGUGAAGUCAGAAAAUAUGCAAGGGAAUCUUUUUCCUUUUAAAAAUAGUAAGAACUGUCACUUGUAGCACUGGGCUAUUUUGCAAGUGAUUGCUUAAAAUGGUGUCUCUUUAAACAAUCAAGAUGCUUCUUCAAAGGCCAGAUUCGUUUUAGAGGCAGCUGGUCUGGACAGAUCAGCGCUUGAAUAUUAGUGAUUGGUACUCUAUAAAUUAAGUGGUCAAAUCCUAUGAAACUUCUAAGCUAUACAGAGGAUGCACCUUUGAAAGUUUAUUUCUCCUUAGGAAACUGCUAUCUAAUGCUAGUUUAGAAGUCUGUCUCUCAAGUUUGUCCCUCGUACUGGGGAGAUGAUUACUAGGAGUUGCUGGGGGAAGAAUGGAUGAUGAGUGCAGUUCCCAGUGCAAGGCCUUGUUUGGAGUUGAUCAGGUAAAGAAGGAGAUGCCACCAAAAUGAAGUUUGGGAAAGUAUGAGGCUAUGCCUCUGCCCCAUUGUACAGGGAGCUUCUCAGAUUGAAUAGAGGAAUGUGACCUCCCCUCAUUGGCUAACCUACUUGGGCGUCCCUAAUGUCAAACUUGAUUUGAGGAGCCCCUCAUCAGGGUUUAUAUAGGUGGAAGGCAGAAGAUUUCUCUGUUGCUUCAACUCAUGUAAGUUUGGGGAGCCAAUCUUCCUUCGUUUCCUUGCCAGCCUGGGAGUUAAACUAGCAGGCUGUGCAGCCUCAUUUGAUGAGGUUAGGAAAAAGUCCAGAAUCAGAUAGAGCAUUGUAAUUUGACGCUAAGAAUCCCCUCCCCAAGAAGCUCCCUGCUACAAAUUUAUUUUUUCUUUGUUCUUUGAUGAUGGACUGACCUUUCCUCCCUUUAGCUAGGCCUUCCAUGAAGCACAGCCAGCACAUCAUGUUUAUUUUCAGCUGGUUGAUAGGCUCUUGCUUUCCAAUUCAUGAAAAUAUAGUGUGCUAAUCUUACUGAACUAAAAGAAUGAUACAGUGAACAGAAGAGGAAGAAAUCCCUUUCUUUUACUGAUUGAAAUGUAUGAUCUAACUAUAUGUAUUGUUUUGUAUCAUUUUUUAUUAAAGUUCAAGAAGAAAAUUACUGAUGCUUUCCUAUGUGGUAAGUGGGAAAACUGCAGGAUUUUAUUAGGAUGUUUGACAAUGUGCAUCAUAUCAUGGUACAGAUAGAAUUUGAAUGUUCUUGUUUAUAAUAAAGGGGAGAACUGAAAUUUUAGAAUGUACCACACAAAGCACAAUUUCUUUUAGUUUCGUUGGAACGCAAACUUUUUUGAAAAGACCGUAUUCAGCACUGGUUGUAAGCACAGAGUCUGAUAAAGAGUUUGUGAACAAUAGUUUAUUUGCUGACUUAACCCAAAGCACUUGGGUCCUUUGAGCCAUCUAACAUCUCUGUUUGGGGGUGAAGGGGAUAUAUGGGCAAGGUUGACUGCGCUGAUGUUUUCUAGGCCAGAUUAUGUAUUUUUAGAUUGACUGCAUAUUACUUGCAAGCUAUUUUUAAAUUUGUAUGCAAGACGCCACUGGCAACAGGCAGAAGGUCCAGCCUGACCAUUAUCCAUCCAUCCAUCCAUUUUUAUUCUUUGUGACAGGAGUUUAUGUAACAGAUGUUCAGCAAUGUGUUAAGGCAUUUGGACAUUGUCAUCUGAAGGUAAACAGAAAAACACACCAUUUAGAUUUCCCUGUGGAUUUUAUAACUUAAACUGUAUAGUCAAGACCCCUAUGCUUUUUCCCUCCCACCACAGUGUCAAAGCUUAUUUUGUUAUCCAGUCCUUCUGAUUGACAUACAACAUGAUUUUAUGUCAAGGAAGAUGAGGGAGAACCUAGAGAACUUUUUUAUAGAGUUCAUACAUUUAUAUUUAAAAAUGCAUAGUAAAUAAGCUACAGAACUAUCGUAUUUCUACUUUAUUGGUCCAUUUUAGGUGGCUUAAGUGUUAUGUUGGUGAAUGUUUGAGAUACAAAUUCUGGUAUUCAAUAGGUAAGAGUUCUUUAAAUUCCUGUGUAUAAAUGCCUUGCUUAUCAUAAAAAGAUGAGCCUGAACCAGCAUCUGAAGUCGAGGUGUUCAAAAUCUACAUCUGUAUUUUGCACAUUGAUCCUAUUCUAAUACUUUGUCAAGUGCUUUUAAAAGAUUUCUUCAUUUUUGCAUAAAGAAUUAGGAUGUCCAAAGCCUGUGUCUCUUGAGUCUGCCUCUUGUUUGCCUCGUGUCUAAGUGCUUUCUAAAACCUAUACACUGCAUUUGCCUAAACCCCUGUAGAAUUUUUGUUUAAAUUUAAAAUACUUUCUUGCCCAUACAAAAAUAGAUGAAAUUAAAAGAUGUUGUUUUCCAAAGGUCCAAGAGCCUUGAGCAAAAUCUACACUGGCCCUUUUUCUUUUAUUUGUUAAAGAAACUGUAAUUCUAAAUCCCUGUGGAGUUAAUUUUAAAAUAUACUUCCACUAAGGAAAAUAUUGCAAGUACCAAUUUCUAACUAGCUGUAAAACCCUUGUGCUGCAAUUGGAUAGUUUAGUAGACUUCAGUGAAAGAAAGAA
Messenger RNA from Chelonia mydas (Green sea turtle), 4932 nucleotides. It is a transcript of the gene OMA1, whose product is annotated as OMA1 zinc metallopeptidase. The coding region runs from base 294 to 1907 and encodes 537 amino acids. The transcript is spliced from 9 exons. Gene Ontology annotation, cellular component: mitochondrial inner membrane. Gene Ontology annotation, biological process: protein quality control for misfolded or incompletely synthesized proteins; mitochondrial protein processing. The record is from RefSeq and is a predicted model, not a curated record. Gene Ontology annotation, molecular function: metalloendopeptidase activity. NCBI's taxonomy places the organism in Eukaryota, Metazoa, Chordata, Testudines, Cheloniidae.